AUGGAAGAAGAACUCAAGAACUUCAUCAAGGUUUGGGUUUCUGCAAUCAUCUCAAUAUCUUACUGUUACCACAUAUCAACCAGAAUCAAAGCUGGAGUUUUUAGAUUACUCUUUGUUCUUCCUGUUUGUGUUCUGUUUCUUGUUGCUCCUCUGUUUUUCUCCUCUGUUCAUUUCUCUGGAUCCAUUGCGUUUUUCCUCUCAUGGCUUGCCAAUUUCAAACUCAUCCUCUUUGCGUUCGAUCAAGGUCCACUAUUUCCGUAUCCCCCAAGUCUCUCCCGAUUCGUCUGCUUCACUUGCUUCGCCAUCAAGCAACAACAAAACCCUAAUUCUCAAAAUGAUCAACUGCCCAAAUGGGUUUUUGCUUUAAAAGUUGCAAUCUUCGGUAUCUUGUUACAUGUGUAUGAUUACAAACAGCAUCUAUCUCCGAUGGUGUUAUUGGUUCUCUAUUCUCUGUACAUAUACUUGGAGCUUGAGAUUUUCUUUAUGGUCGUCAAAGUAUUGGUCUCUAUCACUCUUGGAUGCGACCUAGAGCCACAGUCCAAUGAGCCAUACUUGGCCACUUCUCUUCAAGACUUCUGGGGUCGCCGAUGGAACCUCAUUGUCCCGGCGAUUCUCCGGCCGGCAGUUUACGUCCCGGCUCGGCGAAUCACAGAACAGAAAAUGAGCUCCGAUCAGUCAUUGUUCUUGGGAGUUUUAGCAACAUUCAUAGUCUCUGGUGUAGUUCACGAGCUGAUCUUCUUCUGUUUUACCCGUGAGAUGCCUACUGGAGAGGUCACUUGGUUCUUUGUGUUACAUGGAGUUUGCACGGCGGUGGAAGUUGUGGUGAAGAGGACUGCGUUUGCGCGGCGGUGGAGGAUGAGUCCGAUAGUUUCACGAGUGCUCACGGUGGGGUUUGUAGUUGUGACGAGUGGUUGGUUGUUUUUCCCUCCUCUUAUAAGGAGUGGCAUGAUCGAGAGGCUCGUUAACGAAAUCUUAUUGUCCAUUGAUCUCGUGAAGCCCUAG
Molecule: messenger RNA, 1002 nt
Organism: Microthlaspi erraticum
Lineage: Eukaryota; Viridiplantae; Streptophyta; Magnoliopsida; Brassicales; Brassicaceae
Source: the annotation of a GenBank genome assembly